Molecule: messenger RNA, 2414 nt
Organism: Acaromyces ingoldii
Lineage: Eukaryota; Fungi; Basidiomycota; Exobasidiomycetes; Exobasidiales; Cryptobasidiaceae
Product: galactose oxidase
Exons: 3
Coding region: 38-2230 (730 amino acids)
Molecular function (GO): protein binding
Source: RefSeq, a predicted model, not a curated record
GAAUCUUGCAUAGAGAUAGAGAGCCGUCGCCGCAAGGAUGGGCAAGAAGGGAAAAGGCGGGCAAGCGGCGGCGGCUGAAAAGGCUGCCCAGAAGGCGCAGAAGCGUGCAAAGCAGGAGGCCAAAGCGUCAAAGACGCUCACCAAGAAGGACACCAAGGCAAAGGGACAACAACCACCACCACCACCCACGAAGGGAGGUGCAGGCAAUGGGAAAAAGGCAGGCAAGAAGGGCAAGGCGGCCGCAGCCAUCGACGACGAAGAAGACCUCGAUGCAUUGCUGGAGAAGUUCAGAGAGCAGUGGGCGACCGAGCACGACGUUCACGAAGAGAAGAUGGCCGAAGCGCCGACCAGGCGAGCCAAUGCCACCUUGACGCCCUGCCCCAACGGCACCGACCUCUGGUUGUUUGGUGGCGAGUACUUUGAUGGUGACAGAGCACUCUUCUACCCCGAUCUCUACCGAUACACGCCCUCGACGGCGACGACAACUGCGACACCAGUGCCUACCAAUGGCUCAACGCCGACUGAUGGUGGUGUGUGGCGCUCCUAUGCAUCCGCAAACCAGCCAGGUCCACGUUCGGCGCACCAGGUGGCCACGACGGCAGCCAAUGGCGGUCAGCUCUGGCUCUUUGGCGGCGAAUUUGCAGGCCCACGAAUGAAUAGCUUCCACCACUACCGUGACCUCUGGGUGCUCCACGUUGCAAGCAAGCAGUGGGAACGCAUCGACACCAAGGUCCGGCCAAGCGCGCGAUCGGGCCACCGCAUGGUCUGCUGGAAGCAUUUCCUCGUCCUCUUUGGCGGCUUCCAGGAUACGGGCGUCCGGACAACGUACCUGGGCGACCUCUGGCUCUUUGACCUGUCCGAGUACAAGUGGCACGAGAUCAAGCACGAUGCACUCAGGGCUCAUCCUGCCGCCAGAUCGGGCUUCUCGCUCCUCGCGUGCCCCGAUGGCGUCCUGCUCCACGGUGGAUAUUGCAAGCGAUACGUCAAGGGCCAGCGUACCCAGGGUGUAGCCCUCGAGGACACCUGGUUCCUCAAGCUCGAGCUCGGUGGCGAUGGCGAUCUGCUGCAUUCGGGCACGUUUGAGUGGCAGCGAAGGCGCAAGAUCGGCUAUGCGCCUGGCCCGCGGUCUGGUUGUACCAUGGCGCUCUGGGGCAACAAGAACAUGGGUGUCCUCUUUGGAGGUGUCACGGACCAGGAAAAUGACGAGGAGAGUCUCGAAAGCGUGUGCCACAACGAACUGUUUGCCUACCAGCUCGGAGGUAACGGGCGAUGGGUCAGCCUGAACCUCAAGCGACCCAAGAAAAAGGGUGGUAGACGGCGAAAGAAGCCGCAGCAGCCCCAACCUCAGCAGAGGGAGAAUCGCGACGAUGACAGCGACGAUGAUAAUGAGGGCCGAGGUGAUUACGAGGACGGGGCAAGAGAGGAAGAAGCAAGAGACCAGGAAGAGGAAGAAGAAGACGACCCAGACGACCCUCAAAAAAGCGUUCCUCUGGCACGCUUCAACACGAUGCUGGCCGUGCAGAGGAACACACUCUACUGCUAUGGCGGCAUCCACGAGACACAGAACCGCGAGUACACUCUCGACGACUUUUAUACGCUCGACUUGUCCAAGAUGGACCGCUUCCAGUGCCUCAAGGGCUGCCCCAUCGAUGCCCUCGAAUGGAACGAGUCCGAGUCUGAGUCUGAAUCAACGUCGGGCGACUCUGCCUCGGAUUCGGGCGAUUCUGAUUCUGAUUCCGACGACGAGCAGCAGCAAGAAGGCGAGGAGGUCAAGGUGAUCCAAGAGAACGAGGACGAGCUCUUCUCCGAAGGCGAGGACGGGCUCGACGACGAGACGUUGGCCCGACUAAAGCGCGAGAAGGCAGAGCGGGAAGAGCUGCGAAAGCGAGCAAUGGCCUUUGCAGGCGUUGCUAAAGACUCAAAGCAGCGGGAGCAGGACUUUUUGUCGACGCCGCUGCCUGGCGAGAAUCUCAAGGACUUCUAUGCCAGGACCAAGUCGUAUUGGGGCAGCCGGGCCUUUGAAGAAUCUCAAGGCCAGAGCAGGGGAAAGGAGAUGAGGAGGGAUGGCUUCUCCCUGGCUGAGAAGAGAUAUGCAGAAUACAAGCCUGUGCUCGACGAGAUUGAGCGCAUCCAGAGAGAAGCAGGCCUGGACGCCGAGGAGCUCAAGGCGGUGAACAAGGGCGGUGGGCCCGGCGUGGGGCAAGGAGUGGAUAGCCGAAACCGUCGCUAGCCUCAAUUCCCAUCAUUUGCCCUCGCUUCAUUCGACCAGCGCCGAGAUGGCGGUCGGGCGGACGGCAUUUGCAGACGACGAUAGGCAACAAUUGUACAACAAAUCUAAAAUGCACUACACUUUGCGAUGCAGAAUCGAAAGCACCAGAACGCACGUACUGCGAGAGGUCCAGAAAGUGCAGCAU